Oreochromis niloticus (Nile tilapia) is the source of this 6788-nucleotide messenger RNA. Its product is annotated as solute carrier family 12 member 3. Gene Ontology annotation, biological process: potassium ion homeostasis; sodium ion homeostasis; potassium ion import across plasma membrane. NCBI's taxonomy places the organism in Eukaryota, Metazoa, Chordata, Actinopteri, Cichliformes, Cichlidae. Gene Ontology annotation, molecular function: sodium:potassium:chloride symporter activity. The transcript is spliced from 27 exons. Bases 1576 to 4698 code for a protein of 1040 amino acids. Gene Ontology annotation, cellular component: apical plasma membrane. The record is from RefSeq and is a predicted model, not a curated record.
GUAAUUUGUUACCUAAUGUUUUGCUUUUUUUAAAUUCUUUCUUUUUUCUCUACUUCUGAUUAGAUAAAAGCCAGAAGAUCAUUCAAAAAGUAUUCUACUGCACAUAUUUCCAUUAUAAAAAUAUUUUCAUCUUUAGUUGCUUCAGCAGAACCCAUUAUUCUUCUGUUACUCCACACUCUGCUUCUGCCUGAAACACAGGUUUCUUAUGCUGUGUAACCAAGUGUUUUCUAAGAGCACAGGUACCAGAACCUGAUAUUGAAAAUGGAUAACAGUAGAGGUUAAGGUAUUGAGAAGUACUGGAAAAAAAUAUUAUUAUAAUAACAACAAUCUAUUAAUUUUUAUCCAAAGCCCAAUAUAAUAACUUAUUUGUGUUUCAGAUAACACAACUCAGAUAAACAUUUAUGGUGUGUUCGUGUGUGUGUGUGUGUGUGUGUGUGUGUGUAGGCAAGAAAAUUAGUGUAUGUGUGUGAGUUUUUGCCUGAAAGGAGGGGGAUGAGGUAAAUGGGAGGGGAUGUCACCUACCUCACUGACAGUAUAAAUUCCAAUUAUUUCACUGUGAAAUGAACAAAGGCUGAUUUUCCCUCUUCAUUCAACAAGCAAGGAAAGGCACUGUAAGUAUUGCUUUUGGUUUAAAAUUUUCUAUGAAGGAGUUACAUUUUUUUAGAUGUAAAAGUUAUUAUGUUAAAGGUUUUAUAACAUGUAAUAUUUAUACUAAUAUGUUCUUUUGUGAGUUUUAAUACUAAACUAAACAUCAUUGAAAACAACUAUUUCCUCCUUUGACACAUAAUCCAUCAGUCAAAAUGAUUUCUGUGCAUAUAAUCUGUAAUUUACAUGAUACUUUUACCAGUACAUCAUUGUAAUAUAUUGUAGCUAGUAUAGUAUUUCAACCACAUUUGAGAAUAUAUUUAUAUGGGAAAUAAAUUCCAGUAAUAAUAAUAAAAUACUAACACGAGUUAAGAAUAUUCUGCUUUGGUGAAGGUUAUUUCUUAUCCAGGUUUAUGUCCUUUAGAAAUAAGACAUUACCACACAAUGAUAUUGCAUUCAUAACUGAACUAUGAUGAGAGUAAUUACUCAAAUGAGCUUCUUUUGUAAGGGUGAAUCAUUAUCUGUACUCACCCACUGCACAAAAUUACAUCUAAUCCUGCUGAAUUUUUCUUACAAGCUUUUUAUAUUCACAAUAAGAUAACUUUAAUUUCUCAGUUUUCAGUAUUUUCAUUAAGAUGUUGGUUCAGGUAUAAAUAAAAUGACUAUAGCAUUUGUUGCUUUUUGUACCAAAACGACAGAGAAUUAAUACCUUAUUCUACCCUGCAUGCCAUAUAUGCCUAGAAUAAGACAAUUGGUACAAAGUGCUAAGCUGAAAAAGUUAAUUUAGUUUUUCAAGUUUCUUUAUUGAACACAAAGCUAAAGGUAAAAUCAUAUGAUUUAAAUAUAAAUGUUGAUAAUAUUCGGUACAAAAGUAUAUUAUGAAUUGUAAACUCCCACUUUGAAUGUCUGUUGAAAAAUAGAAAACAGAAAUAUGAAUCAGCACUUCUAACUGCUCUCCAUAUUGUUCCAAAGGAUUUAAUUGGUCUUUUAAUGGGGCAGUUCAUAUCCAAAAGUCCCGUAGUGGGUCAAGGUAUUCACGACCAUGUCCAGUUCUCAGUUGGUGAAGAAGGACCUCCCAGGUACUCUUCACACCAUUUUGAGACCAACAACAGAAGAGAAGGUGCUAGCCACCAAAUUCCUCCAGCCAUCAUUGUCUCAGAGGAGGGUUCAAGUACAUCAGAGCAGCGGGACUCAAGAAUAGAGCUGCGGAGAUCUUCCUUCUAUAGCACCAUAGACCUGCUGCCACAGCUGGAGCACUAUGCCAGCACGCUGCCACACCAGCAGGCAAGGAGCAGACCUUCCCUGGAGGUUCUCCGCAAAGCAUUCGAUGAAGUGGAGGGAGGAAACACCAACAAAGAUCCAGGAGCUUGUGACAUUUCGGCCACAGAUGCUGGAAGUGAAGAGGCUCAAGGUUCUGAGGAGAAAGCUCCUGCGAGAUUUGGCUGGGUUGUUGGAGUUAUGGUUCGUUGUAUGCUUAAUAUUUGGGGAGUAAUCCUGUUCCUCCGCCUGUCCUGGAUCACUUCUCAGGCAGGCAUUUUGUUGACCUGGCUUAUUAUCCUGAUAUCUGUGAUGGUGACCUCAGUAACUGCCCUCUCCAUCUCUGCCAUUGCCACUAAUGGGAGGGUGAUCUCAGGUGGGGCAUAUUUUAUGAUCUCCCGCACUCUGGGCCCAGAAAUUGGAGGACCAAUUGGGGUGGUUUUUUCCUUUGCCAAUGCUUUGGCUUGUGCACUCAAUACUGUUGGUUUUGCAGAGGUGGCCCGUGAUCUAAUGCAGGAGUUUGGUGUUGUCAUGGUUGAUUCAAUCAACGAUGUCCGUAUUGUGGGCGUGAUCACUGUUACGGUUCUUCUGCUGAUUUCAUUGGCUGGAAUGGAGUGGGAGUCUAAGACCCAGAUUUUGUUCUUCUUAGUUCUUCUGGUUUCAUUAUCCAACUACUUUGUGGGCACAUUUAUUCCUCCCAAUAUAGAAAAGCAGGCACAGGGUAUCUUUGGAUACCGCACUGAGAUCUUCUUAGAAAACCUGACACCAAACUGGAGAGGAAAUGAAGCCAACUUUUUCCAGAUGUUUGCCAUUUUCUUUCCCUCUGCUAUUGGCAUCCUGUCUGGUGCCAACAUCUCUGGAGACCUUAAAGACCCUGCUACUGCUAUCCCCAAAGGCACCCUCAUGGCUAUUUUUUGGACUACUAUCAGCUAUUUAAUGAUCUCUGUCACAGUCGCAUCAUGUGUAGUGAGAGAUGCUUCUGGAAAUAUGACUGAUAUCCUGACCGGAAAUCUCACUGAUGGUUGUGUGGGGCUUGGAUGUAAAAUGGGCUGGAACUUCACAGAUUGUAUACAGCAGAAGAAUUGCGAAUAUGGUCUGGCCAAUAAUUUAAAGGUCUUGGGCCAGGUUUCUGGUUUCUACUACCUGAUCACUGCUGGGGUAUUUGCAGCCAGCUUGUCCUCUGCUCUUGGAUUUCUUGUCUCUGCCCCGAAAGUCUUUCAGUGUCUGUGCAAAGACAACUUAUACCCAUACAUUGGGUUCUUUGCAAAGGGUUAUGGGAAAAAUGAUGAGCCGCUCCGGGCUUAUGUGCUAUGCUAUAUCAUUGCUGUGGCCUUCAUUCUCAUUGCGGAGCUGAACACCAUUGCCGCUCUGAUCUCCAACUUCUUCCUAUGUUCCUACAGCCUUAUAAACUUUAGCUGCUUUCAUGCUUCAAUCACCAACUCCCCAGGUUGGAGGCCCUCAUUUCACUACUACAGUAAAUGGACGGCUCUGUUUGGAGCAGUGAUAUCUGUAGUUCUGAUGUUCCUGUUUACCUGGUGGGCUGCUCUAAUCACCUUCUGUAUAAUCUUCUUCUUGUUUGGAUACAUCAACUACAAUAAACCAAAGGUAAAUUGGGGUUCGUCAGUCCAAGCAGGCACAUACAACAUGGCUUUGUCAUACUCUGUCUCACUUACUGGUGUGGAGGAUCACGUCAAGAAUUUUAGACCACAGUGUCUAGUCCUCACUGGACCUCCAAACCAGCGACCUGCACUGGUGGAUUUUGUUGGCUCAUUCACAAAACAUAUAAGUCUUAUGAUCUGUGGCGAUAUUAUCAUGGAGCCUGAGAGGCAGACACGACCACAAGAUGCUACAGAUCAGCUAGUUAAAUGGAUGAACAAGAGGAAAGUGCGUUCGUUUUAUACUCCAUUUACAGCUGAGAGCCUCAGAGUUGGAGCUCGAUACUUAAUGCAGGCCUCUGGUCUUGGCAAGCUGAAGCCCAACACUCUGGUCCUUGGCUUCAAGUCAAACUGGAGGGAAAGUUCUCCUGAAAGCAUUGAAGAUUACAUUAACACCAUAUAUGAUACAUUUGACGCCAACUUCUGUUUGUGUAUCUUGAGGAUGAUGGACGGGCUGGACAUCUCUGACCAGUUUGAUUGUGAAGUAAACCAGGGCUUUGAGCUUGAUGAAUCUGCUGAAAGUUAUGACCAUCAGUCUCCAGACAGGGAAUCAGCUGAUGACGUGUCCGAUAACAGCAACAGUGAUCAAAUCAAAACAGUGUUUCAGAACACCCAGGGGAAAAAGUCUAUCGAUGUCUACUGGAUAGCAGAUGAUGGAGGACUGACUUUACUGGUACCUUACCUGAUCACCAGGAGAAAGCAUUGGCGUAACUGCAAGAUCAGGGUUUUCAUCGUCGGAGAUGAACAAAACAUGGACGAAGGCCGCAAUGAAAUGAUUGCUCUGCUGAAGCGGUUUCGUCUACAUUUCAGUGACGUUAUUGUCAUGACAGACAGUGAGAAGCGCCCUCAAGCCAAGAACAUGACUAGGUUUGUGGACAGUGUCGCCCCCUUCAGGCUGCAUGAUGAACAGCAGGAAGGCGUCACAGUUCAGGAGCUAAGACAGAGGGAACCAUGGAAAAUAUCUGAUAAAGAGUUUGAGGCCUUCAAACAAAAGUCUGAGAGAAAAGUAAGGCUGAAUGAAAUCAUCCGCAGGAAUUCACAACAUACUGCCCUUGUGCUUGUGAGUCUUCCUGUGCCACACAGUGACUGCCCCAGUGCUCUUUACAUGGCCUGGCUGGAUACUCUCACCUGUGGCCUUCAUUGCCCUGCAGUGCUCAUACGAGGAAACCAGCAAAAUGUCCUUACUUUCUACUGCCAGUAAAUUGUAUUUCAUUGUGAGUCAGUCAUGGAGGACUAUUUUUAUGAGUCACAAAACUAAAAAAUUCGAGACUUAGAAGUGAACAAUAAUUAAAAAAAAAAAAACAAGACAGAGAGAGUACAAUAUUUGCCAAAUUAGGGUUUAACAAAUCUGGUGAAUAAUAAGGAGACAAAUCUUAAAAUUGAGAUUGACACAUGUUACAUGAAUGAUUCUGAGAAGGUCAUUGUAAGUACUCUCCCCUUAUACAAGUGAAUAUCACCGUAUCUCAACCCAAGCAAGAACAUUUUGGAAGCCACCACUUUUAUCACACUGCUAAAGAAGGUGACAUCUUUUGGAAAAAUGAUGUCCAUCCCAUCAGGAGAGUCCCAAAGGCUUGGAACAUCAAUGUGAAUUAAAGGUCUUGUGGUAACAAAGAAAUGAAUCCAAGAUCUUGAUAAUGUUUAACUGGACAUAUAUUUGAAACAAAACUGUCUUGUUUUAGCAAGCUAGUUACUAAGUCAUUUGUGAAAAAUGUAGUAUGAAGUAUAAAACAACUGCUGACAAUUUUAGUGAGUAACAAGAGAAAGUAGCAUCCAGUGCUAAUGUAAAUUGAACAGAGAAGAAUAUUAGACUUAGUGGACUCUUUUACAGUCCACCACUGAUGGGUAGGGAAACUUUUUGUUCUUUAUGGUUAAACUUGUACUACAUAACCACCAACUUUGUUGUUAACACACGAUAAUGUAACCAUGUUUGAAAACUGAGACACAAAUUGUUGAUUUGAAAGUGAUAAUUGUAAGUAAAUGGAAAUUAGUAAUACAUUUAGACUUUACAUUGUAUUCACUAUAUUUGUCAAUAUCUUUUACAUUUAUAUUUGUUUGCUUAAUCUGUGAUGUGUUUUGUAGAAUACUAAAUUAUGUAUAAACUCUUCUAAGAUGAGUUAUUCUGUUGACAUUUUCCAGAGGUAAAAAUUUAAAACCUCUGAGUUGUACUAUUUAAAUGCUGACAAGCAACAGCAGGAAUAUAAUACUGUAAAAGAUUAAUAUUCUGUUAUAAAAUCUGCUGUUCCUCAAAUCGCUACUUGACAUUUUCCCAAAAAGCAAGUCACUCUCCAAUUUUACACCCAUUGUAAUACUGAAUAUGAGUAACAGUAAAAAUAAGCUGCAGUAAGUACAGUUAACCUUUUACAUUACUACUAUCAGUACUCAGUCUACCUCACCUUACAGCUAUAUGCAAUGUGCAACAUUAUGUGGAAUAAACACUGGGGGCAUUUGUUAUUAUUUUUGGCACUAAGCAACAUUACUAAAGUCUGGAUUAAUCUGCAGACGGGUUACAAUAACAUGGAAAUGCAUCACAACAGAUUAACUAUAAAUAGAUUAAAAUUACGCAAAAAACUUGUAAGUAGACAUACUGUAAAAGACCAGUGCAGCAAAGCUAUUAGUAUGAAAUACUAUAUAAUAAUUUAAAUGUCACUUAGUCACAUUAUCAGCUUUAAUAGUGUUAAAGAUUUUUAAAGGCGUCCUUCAUUGACAACAUUGAGUGUCUUUGACUUCACAUAAUGGCCAGAUUUUUAAUAACAAUAAGUUACAGAGUGAUAACUUGGAUCAGACCACUGAUACUGUUAAAUACAGCGAUAACUGAGGAGUUUUCAGCCUCUUUGAUCAGGGGGAUUGAUCUCCCUGAUAGCUGUAAUGUAGUUUAAAACAAAUUUUGAUUAAUUAAAAAAUAAAAUAAAGUCUGGAAUAUACAUUGUUUGAUAAAUAACAAUAGGAAUAUAUUUUAAAAUAUUUUAAAAUUAUUUUUUUUCCUUUGACAUAUGCUUAUCUAUGAUAUAUAUGUCUGCUUCAUCUGAAUCAUGAGAUUAUUGGUUCUUACAGCAAAAGUUUGAGCUAUGCAACAGUCUGUAAUUGAACACCUAUGCUCUGUAGAAGGUACUGGGAAUUUCUAAAGCAGAUUUAAAUGUAACACUUUGAACCAGAAAAAAAUAACUUAAUGCUUAAAGUUUUAUUGCGAAUUAACCAUUUUUUUCUUUGAAGUUUAACCAUAAAUUAAAACAAUAUCCCCACCCUUUGUGUAGGUGCAUGUUCAAAGGUGUCUUGUAUACUGAAAGAUCCAUG